AUGGUCAAGAAAAAGGUAAACAUGAAGGAAAAAGCCUCCCUUUUAAUCCUCUGGCUGCCUUCUACUGUUGCCCAGCUCACCAUUGAAUCAGUGCCGCCAAUUUCUGCUGAAGGGGAUAAUGUUCUUCUUUUUGUACAUAAUCUGCCUGAGAAUGUUCAAGCCUUUUCCUGGUACACAGGAGUUAUGGCGCUCAAGAGCCGUGAAAUUGCAAGGUAUGAGAUAGCUACCAAUUCACGUACUCUCGGAACUGCACACAGCGGCAGAGCGACAGUAUUCAAUAAUGGAUCUCUGCUGAUCAAGAAUGUCACCAGGAAGGACUCAGGAUACUACAUCCUACAAACACUCGAUACACAUUUGCGAUCUGAAAUAACACGUGUGGAAUUUUUUGUACAUGCCCCAAUUUUCGGCUUCAAGAAGCAUGCCACCCCCUCCAAACCCACAGUUGAGUUAGUGCCACCCAUGGUGGCUGAAGAAGACAAUGUUCUUUUUCUGGUUCGUAAUCUGCCAGAGAAGCUUCAAGGCUUUGCUUGGCACAAAGGGGUACUUCCACUAGACCACUUCAAGAUAGCAAGCCAUGCAAUCCUGAUUAAUUCAAGCAUGCUGGCACACAAAUAUUAUGGUAGAGCAACAAUAUAUACCAAUGGAUCCCUGCUACUCCAGAAUGUCACCCAGAAAGACACUGGAAUUUACACCUUACGAACCAUAUCUGCAGAUUUGAGAUCAGAAUGGGCCAUUAUGCACCUCCAAGUAAACAGUAAGUGA
This is a messenger RNA of Cricetulus griseus (Chinese hamster), 762 nucleotides long. NCBI's taxonomy places the organism in Eukaryota, Metazoa, Chordata, Mammalia, Rodentia, Cricetidae. The record is from RefSeq and is a predicted model, not a curated record.